GUUUGGUACUAAGUGUGGUUUAUCCUUCGUGUAGUAAACUCUCAACGUAUUUUGCACCAUCAUGACUGGCCGUGGUAAGGGAGGAAAAGGAUUGGGUAAAGGAGGAGCUAAGCGUCAUCGUAAAGUUCUUCGUGACAACAUCCAAGGUAUCACUAAGCCAGCUAUCCGUCGUCUGGCCCGUCGUGGUGGAGUCAAACGUAUCUCCGGAUUGAUCUACGAAGAAACUCGUGGUGUUCUCAAGGUCUUUCUUGAAAACGUCAUCCGUGAUGCCGUCACCUACACUGAACACGCCAAAAGGAAGACUGUCACUGCUAUGGAUGUCGUCUACGCAUUAAAACGUCAAGGUCGCACUCUCUACGGUUUCGGAGGUUAAAUUUUCAAUCACUCGUCUCUUUAAAAACAAAACGGUCCUUUUCAGG
Cotesia glomerata is the source of this 419-nucleotide messenger RNA. Its product is annotated as histone H4. The coding region runs from base 62 to 373 and encodes 103 amino acids. Gene Ontology annotation, biological process: nucleosome assembly. NCBI's taxonomy places the organism in Eukaryota, Metazoa, Arthropoda, Insecta, Hymenoptera, Braconidae. The transcript has a single exon. Gene Ontology annotation, molecular function: DNA binding; protein heterodimerization activity; structural constituent of chromatin. The record is from RefSeq and is a predicted model, not a curated record. Gene Ontology annotation, cellular component: nucleosome.